GUGAGGAGGAAUGGACGUGCGAGAGUACAUGAAGGAGAGUCUAGACAUGGCACUCCGGAGUAUGCGUACUCAAAGGAACGACGAUCCUCGCGGGAACGAGAGGCAGCCUCCUGGGCCUCCCGGACAACGCUGGGGAGGAGGACCCAUGGGUUGGCGGAACAAACCCGGUAACCAAGGGAACUGGAGGAACGACCGAGAAGCUGGAGGGAAUCGGGUCUUGGAAUGGGGGAACUCCCGUUGGAAGGAUGCGAGGGAUGGAAGGUGGGGAGACCCUCCCCAACCUAGGGCCGCGGGGACUCAUCCCGAGGUAAGUCACGCUAGAGCACCGCAGCCUCCCGUCCCUUCGCCAACCAUGGGGGCGGCACCUCAAGUGGCCCCUCGUCCUAACUAUCUGCCACCUCGAAGCGGGUGUGUCUAUUGCAAUGAAGAUGGUCACAUCAAGCGGGAGUGCCCUCACCUUACUGAAGCCCUAAGGUUAGGGGUGGUAAAAUUGAAUGAGAAUAAGUGGGUUGUUUGGGGGGAUGAUGGAGAGGCGGUCUCCUUCUAUCCCUCGAUGAAGGUAAAUAUGGACAAAAGGAUAGCCCUUCAAGAGGCAAGGCUGGGGAAGAAGCCUGAGGUUGGGGGAACCUCCAACUCAUCCCGCGUCCAAAUGACGGAGGCACCGGGAGGCGUGUCCAUAAGGGAGCCGCAAGUAUCUAGCAUCAGGUUCAUUGAGGCCAAGCCCGAAGAAGAGGAACCGUGUCUGAGAGUGAGAACCCAAGUUGGGGCAGGAUCAUCUAAAAGCAAGGAAAACUCGGCAGUGGAUGGAGGAAAGAGGAGUGAUGACGGCAAACAACCAAUGGUCGAUGCUAAAGCCGUAGAGGAAAGGAAGGGGGAAGAACCUACCUCACCAAAAUCGCCUCGGAAGAAAGGACCAAAGAAGUUCGAGAUGAAGUGCACCUUGGACGAGAUAGACACGAUUGCACCCCUUCGGAGGACUCUAAUGCAGCCAAUGCAGUGCACUCUUCUGGAGUACUUAGCGGCAAGCAAGAGCGCCCGAGACGAGCUCCUGAGCAUCACUAAAAAGGUGAGAAUUCCACUCGCAGGAGGGCCAACCGUUCCUGGGGAUGGGCCCGCCAAGGAAGAGGUGCAAUCUUCUCGGAUCACAAUGGAAGAACUGCCAACGAGUUUCUUCUCGGAGGAAGAGGCCAAAAAAUUCUAUGUAUUGGGGAGCGGCCAGCUCCAAGCCGUAGUGAGUGGAAAAAAGAUGAGAGCCUUAGUGGACAAUGGGUCCGAAUCCACCGUAUGUCGAGACUCCAUUGCGAGGGAGCUGGGGUUAGAAGUGGAUAAAGGGGUAUCCAUGUCCAUGGUAGUUGAGGACAACAAGCUCCAACUGGCGGAAGGGGUAUGUCACAACUCCUUGAUUGAGGUCACAGGAGUGGAAGCUACGAUACCAAUUUUCUCGGUGAAGGAGUGUUCUUCCGAGUUGAUCCUCGGGAGAACUUGGCUGAGCGUGGUCCACGCUACCACAGUCGACCUUCCGAAAGGGAGUCAGACCCUCUCGAUCCAAAGUCCGGACGGGAUCCAAGUGGUCCUAAGGACUGUGGAUGCUCAAGACGAGCGGAACAGAACCAGUAUUCCAAGGAGGAGGGAUGCCCAGUCACGAGUGUGUCGGGUCCAACUAGAAGAAUCCCCCUUCGCCGAGAGGGAACCCCCGGGGGACAGGGUAGAUGUCGAAGAUGUUGGGGACCGAAUUAUAAUCAAUGGGGUAGGGUAUGAGAAAAAGGGCGAAGAGGAAGAAUUCGGUGGGUGCGUAAGGCUGUCUUUUUUGGAGGAAUCCUUCUAGCUGGCGGAAUUAAGAAGCAUAAAACCAUGGCGAAGAAAGUAAAACCCGUCGUGGUCA
Messenger RNA from Chara braunii, 1882 nucleotides. The record is from the annotation of a GenBank genome assembly. NCBI's taxonomy places the organism in Eukaryota, Viridiplantae, Streptophyta, Charophyceae, Charales, Characeae.